UCUGUCAUUCCAUCCGAUCAAGAUUAAAUAGGCGAUUUUUGUGUUCGUGCUGUUUUUAAUGUUAUUAGACCACGAAAAGACAAAAUUAAUGACAUCUAGACCAAGUUGAAGUGAUUCGGAUCGAAAAUUUCGAAAAUGGCACGUGAUUACGACCACCUGUUCAAGUUACUGAUAAUCGGCGACAGCGGCGUCGGCAAGAGUUCUUUGCUGUUAAGGUUCGCUGAUAACACAUUUUCAGGGAGUUACAUAACCACAAUCGGUGUAGAUUUUAAGAUAAAAACUGUGAGUCUCGAUGGGCAGAAGGUGAAGUUGCAGAUAUGGGAUACGGCAGGACAGGAAAGAUUCCGCACCAUAACUAGCACGUAUUACAGAGGGACUCAUGGGGUUAUAGUAGUGUAUGAUGUUACAAAUGGAGAAUCAUUUGCCAACGUCAAGCGGUGGCUGCACGAAAUCGAACAAAAUUGUGAUGUAGUUAAUAGAGUAUUAGUGGGUAACAAAAAUGACACUCCAGAUAGAAAGGUGGUCCUGACGGAAGACGCCCAACGUUUUGCCGACACAAUGAACAUUCAGUUGUUUGAAACAUCAGCCAAAGACAAUAUAAACGUGGAGGAGAUGUUUAUGGCGAUAACACGACUAGUGCUUAGGUCAAAACAAGAGAUGAAGGAGCGACAAAACAUUACGCAAAACGAUACAGUAAAUUUAAGGAAAAGUAACAAACAAGGCAAGAAAAAGUGUUGUUAGUUAUUAUAAGGGGUGUUCGAAUGAUUGCCGUGGGUGAAUGUUUAAAAUUUUAUGUUGCGGCUAGUUCCUAAUGGCUUUAAUUGGAAUGUAGGUGCUUCCACAUGGUCACUGAGUGCAAGUGCGUGUCAUAAAAUCAAAAGCCAAAUGCAGAAAAAAAUAUUCUUUCGUUAUGCUCAAGUAUUGUCUGGUUGAAUACCCUGUAUAUAAUGUAUAAUAAUAUAUAAAAGAAUGUAUUUAUUUUAUAGUCAGUUUUGUCUCAGUUUUCUUUCAACUACCUAGCAUAUCAUCGGCUUAUAUCUAAUCAGAAAUGACAAUACACAAGACCAAGAGCUGAGUUGAUUGUUGUGCUCUCUCGAAGGUUACAACCGAUCUAGUAUAAUUUAAAAUAAAUUUCACAAUAGCUCUGCAUUUAUUUCAUAUUUUUGUACAGAUCGUAUUUGUAUCAUGUAAUGUAAUUUACCUUCAGUAAAAAUGUAUCUUUGUUGUGA
Zophobas morio is the source of this 1229-nucleotide messenger RNA. RefSeq names its product ras-related protein Rab-35 (gene Rab35). The record is from RefSeq and is a predicted model, not a curated record. Gene Ontology annotation, cellular component: plasma membrane; endosome membrane. Gene Ontology annotation, molecular function: GTP binding; GTPase activity. The transcript is spliced from 4 exons. NCBI's taxonomy places the organism in Eukaryota, Metazoa, Arthropoda, Insecta, Coleoptera, Tenebrionidae. Bases 136 to 741 code for a protein of 201 amino acids. Gene Ontology annotation, biological process: endocytic recycling.